AUGCCGGACCAAUGGUCCCCGGUCGACCGCUGUUGCGCCAAGCGCAGCAAUGACGAAUGCGCAGGAAUGUUCGCAAAGAAACAGAGGACAUCCACAACACAGGUUGAUAAUACAAAUGCACCAAUAAAACUCCCUAGGCAAGGGACACAACACAUACCCGCCCCGCCGCAAAGUAGCCCAUCUGCUACAAAGCAGGGCGGUGCGACAACGGCAGAAGCACUGCAAAAUUUCUCAACGGAAAAUGAGAUUCUGGACCUGUUUGCCAUCCUUGAACAGAUGGUCGUCCUCUGGGUUGGGGAAUGUCUGCCGGAUGUAUUGCCACCCGAUUUCAUAACGACCAAACCUGAAAUAUACUGGGAGCUCUGUGGCUGGACCAAGCCUAUGUCGGCGCUUGGGCGGAAUUUGCUCCAAAACCGAUCAUGGGCCAAGCAUGUAUACGAAUCAUGGGUCUGGCGGUUUUUUUAUCAAGAGAUCUUCCACAUCGAUUCGCUUGUUUGGGCGGGCUUUGACGUCCCCAUCACUGUGGGGGGACUCGGCGGAGUCGGAAGGGCGACCAACAGGCAGUUCGAGUUCCUGAAAGAAGGAGAACAGAAGAUCACUCGUGAUGAGUAUCAAAAACGCAUACGGUCAAGAGCGGCUACGAUGAGACGAGUACAGGAAGAAGGUGCGGUCACCGAUUCCGUACAACGCGCAGUAUCAGGAUGGCUCGUCGAAGAGAUGCUUGCCGCCUUCUACCCAUACUUCGCAGAUGAGUACCAUCCUGUCGAUCACCCUCAAAACGCCGAGGUGCUCAUUAGGGACACGUUGUUAUUGGUCUUGAAGGCUCAAGAACUCGACGAGAAAUUGAGGAGCGCCAGACAUGUGUACGAAAUUGUUGGUGGCAAAGAGCACUACCCGGUCCAAAUCAGCGGGGUUCCCUCGCCGACAAUGCAGAGCUAUCCUGUUAGUCGGAGUGUCGCCCGUGUCCUGGGCGAUGACGACGACAUCGCGCUGAUAGUUGUGCCGGGUCUAGUCAAGAAUAUUGUCCUGCAGUCCGCGGGCGCGAGCCCUCAGUUGAGCAAAGUUGUGCGUCGGUAUGCCAAAGCCUUUACGCAGAUGGACUUGUUCGACGCAAUUGGAAGAGCCUCUUGA
Molecule: messenger RNA, 1131 nt
Organism: Diaporthe batatas
Lineage: Eukaryota; Fungi; Ascomycota; Sordariomycetes; Diaporthales; Diaporthaceae
Exons: 3
Coding region: 1-1131 (376 amino acids)
Source: RefSeq, a predicted model, not a curated record